Lactuca virosa is the source of this 1507-nucleotide messenger RNA. Lineage: Eukaryota; Viridiplantae; Streptophyta; Magnoliopsida; Asterales; Asteraceae. The record is from the annotation of a GenBank genome assembly.
GAGAGAAGCGCGUCAAACAGUGGGGAGAGAGAGAGGACAUGGAUUUGAUUUUGCUACACAGACAUUUAGUGAUUGAUGUUCUUGAGUCAAGAUCGUGAUAUAUAUCAAAGAUACAAAUCAAAUGCCAUCACUAAAGAUGAAGACGAAAUCAUCAGGAGACUCUCUAAAAGAAAACCGUGGUCUCCAUGUCUGUCAAAAAUCAAGCAAGAUAUCCAAGAACUCUUUCUCUCAUGCCCGGAAUUUUCAGAAUGAAGAAGCAGAACUUGAUACUUUUACAUCUAACAAUCAGGAAAUAAGAAGUGAUGAAACCAACUGUUGUGAAAUAGUAGAUGAAGAAAUUCUUCAAUUUCAGAAGCAUAUAUCACCUUCAAGUAAUGCUGGCAUAGUUUAUAGCAUGGAUCACACGUCAACCAUAGAAACAAUCUUUUCACCUAUACUGGAGUCCAUUGACAUUGACAUUGAACCAAAUAUCAAUGUUUCAGAUUUUUUCAUUUCUGAUAUGAUUGUGUCUAGCUCACGCAAUGAAAGAAAUUCUGCAUAUACCACCAUUUCAGAGGCUACACGCUUACUUGAUUAUGAACGUGAUGAAUUGAACAAAUUUUGUUUUGAUGAGUAUAUGCUUCUUCCUUUUCUUGAAGAUAGCAUCGAGUCAAACAGUCAACAUGAAGAUAGUAGUGGUAACACACAUCCAAAACCUGUCAUUGGUUCAGAAGAAUCAAGCAUAUAUGUGGCGAUCCAUCAAUUAAAGGAAUAUGAAUAUGAUGUGAAUUCUUUUCCAGAAUGGGAUCCAUUAGAGUGCUUGAAUCCACAAAUGUUCAUCAGGAAUUUUCUUGAUUUUACAGAAAUUCCCCAGGAAGCAUCAAGGGAAACGAAAUCUGUCACCCUAGUUCUUGAUUUAGAUGAAACACUUGUCCACUCUUCACUGGAACAGUGUAAGGAUGCAGACUUCAGUUUUCAAGUAGUUUCUAGUUUGAAGGAGCAUACUGUGUAUGUGAAAGAGAGACCUUACCUAAGGGCAUUUUUGGAAAAAGUGUCGGAAAUGUUUGAUAUUGUGAUAUUCACAGCCAGUCAAAGCAUUUAUGCAAAACAGCUUGUUGAUAUACUGGAUCCAGAUGGGAAGAUGAUCUCUCGUAGAGCUUAUAGAGAUUCAUGUAUCUUUACAGAUGGAGGUUAUACAAAGGAUUUAACAGUUUUAGGUGUUGAUCUUGCCAAAAUUGUCAUAAUUGACAAUUCUCCACAGGUUUUCAGAUUGCAAGUGAAUAAUGGGAUUCCAAUCAAGAGUUGGUUUGAUGAUCCAUCAGAUUGUGCCCUAAUUUCAUUACUACCGUUUCUUGAGUCUCUGCUUCACGUUGAAGAUGUGCGUCCAAUUAUUGCUAACAGAUUUGAUGAUGGGAAGGAAUUAAAAAUGCAAGAGAUACGAAGCUGGAGGGAGCAUCAAUCAUCACAAACAACACAACACACUGAUUUUCUGUCAUUAAUAUCAAACACAAGAGAUACAAAGUUAUAA